AUAACUCUUAUCAAAGAAAAUUAAAAGGAGACAUUACUCAGCUUGUAGAAUAAUAGAUUUAACCAUAAAGAUGGUCUCAAUACUGCUACCUCUAGAGAGCUCUCUCUACAAGUCAGAUCUGCUCAACUGAAUUCAUUAUGCGACAUGUCGUGAAAACGAUAUACAACAGCAGUUUCAGAUUUUUAAUCUAGCUCAAUUCCAUUGCUGUUAGAGGUUAUUAAAUGAUGCCUCCCAAAGGAAUGCCACUGAACUCAGUGAUUUUUGUUCAGAAUGAAGCAACCGCACUGUAACGAUUAUGAUCAAUGACUAAGAGUUUGUGACAAGGCUCAUAACUCUAGAUAUUAUCUAAAAAUCGUGUUUAUUAAAAAUAAAGAGAGUAGAGGUAAGGAAAAAUUAAGUUUAUGAAAUUUUCGCUAUAGAUAUUUGAGAAGUACUGCUCUAAGAGAUAGGGAGAAAGGUCUGGGAAAGGAAAAAUAUCGAUAAAAUUGAGAAAAAACAAAGAUUGUAAGGGAUAAGUAUAGAGUUCAGUAGGAUUGCUGUGUUCACAUAUACAACUGCUACAAGAUUUGUGGAUAAUUUUGGAAAGAUUCUUAUAUAGCCAUAAUUCCGGAGCCAAAAUGUCGAUUGAUUUUUUUUUUUUCCAUAGUGAGGGAAAAAUCAAUAGUCGUCUAGGUAAGUGGAGAAAAACUGCACCAGGGAAAUGCGAGCAAGAAAACAUUCACUUUCAUCUCUUCCUUCUUAGUCACUAUUUCCGAGGAGCCAAAUCGCUUCACAGAUCAGAAGAUGCAACAGGAGGAAAUCAGCCAGUCUAGAACUACCCAACCUUAAAUCACAAUCUAAUCUCAGAGGAUGAGCUGCCACCAUUCUUCCUGCAUCGUUGUUACAAAUGGAUGUACAAGUUGGGUAUACGGGCAAGCCAUAUCUAGGGCUCCCCUCCCUCCACUUAAUUUAAAAGGAUGAAAAGGCAGACCUGGUCAUUCGCUCCCGCCCUGGACCUCGGCAAGGGCAGCGGAGAGAGGAGACCCCAGCCCAGUCUAAGGUGCAGCCUCGCCAGCUCCCCGAGCUCACCCAGCAGCCGCCGAGCAAAGCAGCGGACUCCGAAGGCCUCUGGCCCCGUACAACGGGGAGAGGGGGAGGUAACAUAUGCAACAAGAAAGAGCCACGGGAGCCUGGCCUCCAGCAGCGAGUCCCUGCGGCCUGACCCCUGCGCCGGAUUCUCGCGCCGACCGUUUGUAUUUGGAACCGCGGGUGGAAGCCCGCCACGCACCGCGGCGAGACCUUCAAAGCCGCCGGCUCUCCGGAGCUCCACGAUUCCUCGCUGCAGAUUCCACACUGCGUUCGUCCAGACCCCCGAGGAGACUGACUCUACUGAGAGCCUUCUCCAAGGCCAGUCCGAUUCCAAGCUGCAGAUUAGAAGUUUGCCUAGUUUUGAUGCUCAGAGUGGCUACGGCUGCGAAGUAAGAAACAGGGAAUCUAUAGCGAAUCGUCAACAACAGGGAUAAAAGUGCUUUUUCUUUAAGGCUCAGACACCCGAACGUCACUUCCGGCAACAAUAGGAAACGUCAAAACUCGGACAGUCGGCAGCUUUGGCUGCUGCAGCUUGAGGUGCGCUGAGUUCGUGGGGAUUCAGUGCUGUUUCUGGGCUUAUCGCCGCCGUCACCUCCAUUGGCGUGAACAAGUAAAGUUUGAACCGACUUCUCCAUGGCCUGGGCGCCAGUUCCAGGCUGAGCCAUUUUCUUUUUGGCGAAAAGCCCCCGUCCAGAGGCCGAUUCGUCGCGGCGGCGGUGGGGAUCGCAGGUCGUUCAGGCUUGCAGAUGGGUCAGGGGCUGUGGAGAGUGGCCAGAAACCAGCAGCUACAGCAGGAAGGCUAUAGCGAACAAGGCUACCUCAGCAGAGAGCAGAGCAGGAGGAUGGCUGCCAGUAACAUUGCUAACACCAGUCAUCGUAAACAAGUCCAAGGAGGCAUUGACAUAUAUCAUCUAUUGAAGGCAAGGAAAUCUAAAGAACAAGAAGGAUUCAUUAAUUUGGAAAUGUUGCCUCCCGAACUAAGCUUCACCAUCUUGUCCUACUUGAAUGCAACUGACCUCUGCUUAGCUUCAUGCGUUUGGCAGGACCUCGCUAACGAUGAACUUCUCUGGCAAGGGUUGUGUAAAUCCACUUGGGGUCACUGUUCCAUAUACAAUAAGAACCCACCUAUAGGGUUUUCUUUUAGAAAAUUGUAUAUGCAGCUGGAUGAAGGCAGCCUCACCUUUAAUGCUAACCCAGAUGAGGGAGUGAACUACUUUAUGUCCAAGGGUAUCCUAGAUGAUUCACCAAAGGAAAUAGCAAAGUUUAUCUUCUGUACAAGAACACUAAAUUGGAAAAAAUUAAGAAUCUAUCUUGACGAAAGGAGAGAUGUCUUGGAUGACCUCGUAACACUGCAUAAUUUUAGAAAUCAAUUCUUGCCCAAUGCACUGAGAGAAUUUUUUCGUCAUAUCCACGCUCCCGAAGAGCGUGGGGAAUAUCUUGAAACUCUUAUAACAAAGUUCUCACAUAGAUUCUGUGCUUGUAACCCUGACUUAAUGAGAGAACUUGGCCUUAGUCCUGAUGCUGUCUAUGUACUGUGCUACUCUUUGAUUCUACUUUCCAUUGACCUCACUAGCCCUCAUGUGAAGAAUAAAAUGUCAAAACGAGAAUUUAUUCGAAAUACCCGUCGUGCUGCUCAAAACAUUAGUGAAGAUUUUGUAGGGCACCUUUAUGACAACAUCUACCUUAUUGGCCAUGUGGCUGCAUAAAAGCACAAUUGUUAGGACUUCAGCUUUUAACUUCAAACUAAAGCUACCCAAGGACCUAUUUAGCAGAUAUGGGGGUGACAUUAGUGCUGGUCAUUCUAGCCUCUGUAUACAAUCAAGCUUGAGUGUACAACCUUGUUUUCUUUUACUAUUUUCUUUUUUUAGUAAUUUCCUUGGGGAACUAAAGAAUUUUGCAGAAUUUUUCUUAAUUUUGCUUAUCAUGUUUUGCACAAACACAGAGCCAUUGUCUGACACAGCUGUCUAAGAAUGUUAAACUGACAUACUCUAAAAGAUGGUAUAUUUGUGCAUUAGAUUUGCCUGAAAAACCUUAUUCAUUUCCAUUCUUUUUUAAAAUACCAUGUAACAUGUACAUAUUUAACUAAAGAGAUUUAUAAUCAUAAUUAUUUUAUUGUAAAGAUUUUAACUAAAGCCUUUCCUUUUUCUCUCAAACCGAGUUCUGAAAUUUAUUUGAUCCUGAUCUGAGAUUAUUACUGUCUUUGUAAAAGUUGGAUAUGACUUUGACAGAAAGCAAUACCAGCUUCUCUUUCUUUUGAACUUUGAAAAGAGUAUUGAUUUGUUACUAUGCAAAAUAGGUGCUUAUUUUUAUAAUAUAAAUUAAUCACUUGACUUCA
This is a messenger RNA of Pteropus alecto (black flying fox), 3403 nucleotides long. It is a transcript of the gene FBXO8, whose product is annotated as F-box protein 8. The transcript is spliced from 6 exons. Lineage: Eukaryota; Metazoa; Chordata; Mammalia; Chiroptera; Pteropodidae. The record is from RefSeq and is a predicted model, not a curated record. Gene Ontology annotation, biological process: regulation of ARF protein signal transduction. Gene Ontology annotation, molecular function: protein binding; guanyl-nucleotide exchange factor activity. Bases 1815 to 2774 code for a protein of 319 amino acids.